Nycticebus coucang (slow loris) is the source of this 2748-nucleotide messenger RNA. RefSeq names its product tRNA-yW synthesizing protein 3 homolog (gene TYW3). The coding region runs from base 16 to 792 and encodes 258 amino acids. The transcript is spliced from 6 exons. NCBI's taxonomy places the organism in Eukaryota, Metazoa, Chordata, Mammalia, Primates, Lorisidae. Gene Ontology annotation, molecular function: tRNA methyltransferase activity. Gene Ontology annotation, biological process: tRNA methylation. The record is from RefSeq and is a predicted model, not a curated record. Gene Ontology annotation, cellular component: cytoplasm.
CUAAAUUUCUCACGUAUGGAUCGCAGCGCAGAAUUUCGGAGGUGGAAGGCUCAGUGUUUGAGCAAAGCGGACCUCAGCCGCAAGGGAAGUGUGGACGAGGAUGUGGUAGAGCUUGUGCAGCUCCUGAACGCGCAAGAACAGUUUUUCACCACCAGCUCCUGCGCUGGCCGCAUCCUCCUCCUCGACGCGGGUAUAAAUGGUUUCGAGGUUCAGAAACAAAACUGUUGCUGGCUACUGGUUACACACAAACCUUGUGUGAAAGAUGAUGUGAUCGGAGCUCUGAAGAAAGCGAAUGGUGACACAGUGUUGAAAUUUGAGCCAUUCGUUCUUCAUGUGCAGUGUCGCCAAUUGCAGGAUGCCCAAAUUCUGCAUUCAGUGGCAAUAGACUCUGGUUUCAGGAACUCUGGCAUAACGGUGGGAAAGAGAGGAAAGACCAUGUUGGCUGUCCGAAGUACACAUGGCUUAGAAGUUCCAUUAAGCCACAAGGGACAAUUGAUGGUGACAGAGGAAUAUAUCGACUUCCUAUCAAAUGUGGCAAAUCAAAAAAUGGAGGAAAACAAGAAAAGAAUUGAAAGGUUUUACAGCUGCCUACAGCAUGCUUUGGAAAGGGAAGCUCUGAGUAACUUGCACCCCAAGAUCAAGGAGAAAAGUCACCCAUCAUAUACUCAUAAGAAGAAAAGAAACCCAGAAACAGGACGUGGCAAAGGUGUCAUGGAAGAAAAUGAUGAAGAACUUGAAAAUGAAGGCGACCAUCCAGGAAUCGAUGUGAGCCUCUUUCCUGAAGACUGCUAAGAUUUGGCUCUGAAGGGUCUUGAUAGGUUUUAUAACACUGCUCUUUAUAAGAGUAUUUUAGUUUGCUGAGUGUAUUAGUUAUUCAGAAAAGCAAAAUUUCUUUAUAUUUUAGAGAAAUCUAUCUUACAAAUAUAGAUGGCUUUUAAAAAUGGAUUUGUAUAAUGUUUGUUCCUUAACUACUUCUUUUUAAGUCAAGUAUUCAUUGAAAAACUAAAAUUAUUUUUUUUAAGCCCUCUCUCUUUGUUUAUUUCUUUCAAUUUCUUCUGCAUAACAAGAAAACUAAGCAUCAUACCCUGUCAAAAGACCUUUAACAUCAGGGAUAUUUAAGUAAAAAUCACAGUAACAUUUUUCUUAUUUUUAACUUUGAAACCACCAGUUUUGAAGGAGUCAGGCUUUACUUCUGUUGGCCUGGAAUCUAAUGACAAGUUUUUUCCGCUUUUGACUUUGUGUUUAGAACAACUGGUACUCUUUUUGUUCAGGACAAAAUACCUGAGUCCUCUUGCCACUGGCACACUCUUUAUGAAGCACAUGGGCAUAGGUUUAUGCCUGAGCAGAGACGAUAACUAAGGGCAUGGUGGUGGGCACCUAUAGUCCCCGCUCCUUGGGAGGCUGAAGUCAAUGAUUGCUUGAGCCCAGGACUUCAAAUCCAGCCUGGGCAACACAGGGAAAACCCUUCCUUAAAAAAGACACUAUUUAACCCACAGGCAACCUGAUACAACAAAUGUGCUAUGGAAAACUGCAAGGAUCAGAAGUUUGGGAUCUAAAUUCUGACUGCCUCACGGAAGCUGGAGGUUGUUGAGCAGGUGGCCUAACUUCAGGGGCUUUCCCGUCUGCUGCAUAACAGCAAUUCUAAUAUAUGCCUGAUCUGUACAAUGGGAGUGUUGACUAUGUAAAGUUACAAAUGUGAAAGCAUUUACUAAGACUUAUGCAUGUAUAUUAAUAUUUUCAUUAUAAAAUUAGAAUGAUUUCAUACCGUAUUUCACAAUGCACCAAAUCAUAAAAAUUGUAUACCUAAGGGGAAAUUACCAGUCAGUCUUAUAAAGUAUGAGAAUGUGAAAUAAGAAUUACUAUUAGUAAACAUUCGGUAUUGGGAUUUGGGCAUUUCCUAAUAUUUUUAUCAUUUAUCUUAGUUUUAAUUUUAUAUAAAUCAUAUUUUUAUCUGCACCCAAGAUGCUUGCCUUCUGACAGGCAGCAUUUUGUGCUUAAAAGAGAUGGACUUGAUAGACAUCUGCUAUCCUCUACUUAAAAUCAUCAGGGAUGGUAUCCAGGCAGUUCUACAUUUAUUGUAAGGUUUUUUUCCUUUAGUCCUUUUUCCUAUCAUUGCCCUGAACUGCUCUCUUACAGACCUACAGAGUAAGAUACUGAUAAUUAUUGACUUAAUUUAUUUUAGUAUUUCUACAACAUUUGGGAAGUCUUCAGUCUUCACAGACUUUGUUUCAUUUUCCAGAAAGAACCUCCCUGGAGUCCUUAAUCUCCUUACUACCCUCCAGGGUUCUGGUGCUUUCGGCAACUCCCGUGGCUGUGAAUCUGCCCCUUCCCUGGCUUCCUGAAUGCUGCCUUCUGAAUCACUUCCCUCUUUUUUUUUUAUGGCAAAUCCAUCUUGGUUCUUUUUCCCUCCAGUGACUUCACUGUUUACAACAUUUAUUGCACCUUAAAAUUACCUGCAAAACUUUGAAAAAAUACAGAAAGCACUCAAGGAUCUCCACAGUGGGAUACUGAGUAUUGUAUUUCUUUUUAAAGCUCCUGCUUUGUUUUAAUUGUCAACUAAAGGUUAAUAACUCCGGAGGCAUUCCAAAACUUGUGUCUUUGGCUUUCAUUUGCAUUGCUGUCUUCACCCCAGCCGUCUCAUCCAUUCCACAGUUAUUUAUUUCUUUAUUAUUAAAUCAUAGCUGUGUACAUUAGUGCAAUCAUGGGGCACCAUACAUUGGUUUUAUAGGCCAUUUGACAUAUUUUCAU